Molecule: messenger RNA, 7787 nt
Organism: Bombyx mandarina (wild silkworm)
Lineage: Eukaryota; Metazoa; Arthropoda; Insecta; Lepidoptera; Bombycidae
Gene: Wnk
Product: Wnk kinase
Biological process (GO): protein phosphorylation
Molecular function (GO): protein serine/threonine kinase activity; ATP binding
Source: RefSeq, a predicted model, not a curated record
UCGUAUGUUACUAUGCCGAUAACGUGGAAUGUAACCGUUAUUGGGCCGAAGAAACUCCUCUGCGAGCUUGACGUGCUGUCAUUUUAGUUUUUUACUCUUAUUUAUUCAACUUUAUUCAGCUAUGCGCCAUUCACUGCAAUAGAAUGGCCUAAGUCUAGAUAUACCCACAUAUGUAUGAAACGCGAUAGUCUAAGAGCGCAACGGUUGUUUAAUAAAAGUGGAACUAAAGUGAAACAUCAUCUUUAGCUGAGAAAUUUGAUCGUUAUUAUGGUUUACGUGCCGGCACCUAGUUUUUCUGUCUACCGUCCUAUAAUAUAUUGAUGAACAUCCAAAAUAAACCUGCAAAACAUAAAACUUUCCAAACUCUUCCUGAAGACUGUUAAUUUCCUUAGAUUGUAAUUAGUUUAUUUGUUAGUAUAAAAAAAUAAUAAUUUGGGCAGUGAUACCGAAGGGAAGAUGCCAACAAGCGAGAGAGAAUCAAAAGACGGACAAGCUAUUUAUUUAUUAAUCAUUUAGUAUAAUUAACGAUACAAUAACCAUAUACUCCUAUAUAAAUUAUAAAUAUAUUUUAAAUUGAAUUAAUUAAAAAAAAAAAAACAAUCGAAACGGAAUUGCUAUUUAUGAAUUAUUUUUAAAAUACGAGAUUAAUGUAAUAUUGAUGGGCCGAACAUGGAAAACAUGUCUUCGAAUGUGUCUCUACGGAAUAAACAGAGGAAAGAUAAUCUUAUCACGAGGAAACAGGAUAAGUCGCCGGAAAAGACCAUCAGAGGAACUAGGGGAGCCUACAGGGCGGUCCCUUCCACUUCGAAGAGGAACGAUGAGGAGGAAACGGGCUCCACGGAAAGACUGGACAGACCAAAGAAAUUCAUAUCUCAGAAUAAAACCAACUACGGUCUGGGGAAGAGGCCAGACUUCUUGCUUAAGAACAGGAACGUGCAUUUAGCGUCCUCUCGCUAUGGACAGAUGACCUCUGGGCUUCACGGGCACGGCCACCAGAUCCCGCAGCCUCCCGCGCACCAUCUAGACCCCGCCGCUGUGAUCCCCACCAAGGAGAAAACAAUACACGGGAAAGAAAAGACGUUUAAAGUCGUGGUGGGCGGAGGGGAGGUCGGCGUGAUGAAGGCUCCGGUCCUGGGUCCGAGGCCGUACAAUGCGCUCGCCAUCAUCCACACUCAGCAGAGCAACACCUUUGAUAUGCUCAACUCGAUGACCACAAGCGUAGCGAGUCAGCCCGUGGUAGGCGGGUUCCGCCGGCGUAGCUCGGGUCAGGGCGCUCUCUGCGACCCUGAGCUGGAUGAUAGCGGGAACAAGCUGGUCGCCAGGCUGGAGGACGACGCCUUCAUAUCCGAACAGGAUCUGGAAGAGAACAUCCAGAUAGCGACCGGCACGCAGGAGGGUCUCCCCCGCCACGGCGCCGCCGCUGAUGAGGGGCAGCCCCAAGAGCCUCAGAACGGUCUAGAAUACGGUCCUAUUUACGAGCUGGAGAAGCUUGAAGAGAAAGACAAACAGAAGCAAGACAAGGAAGAUGAGGAGGAGCCGAUCGGAGUAUCACCGUGCGGCAGGUUUUUCAAAUACGACAAAGAAGUCGGUCGCGGUUCUUUCAAGACCGUCUACCACGGACUCGACACCCAGACCGGCGUCGCCGUUGCCUGGUGCGAGUUACUCGAGAAAAAAUUGAACAAGACGGAGCGUCUGCGUUUCCGCGAGGAGGCCGACAUGCUGAAGAAGCUGCAGCACCCGAACAUCGUCCGCUUCUACAACUACUGGGAGGGGACCGUCGCCAAGAAGAAGAACAUCGUGCUCAUCACCGAGCUCAUGCUCUCCGGGACGCUCAAGGCCUACCUCAGAAGAUUCAAGCGAAUCAACCCGAAGGUGUUGAAGUCGUGGUGCCGCCAAAUACUCAAGGGUCUGAAUUUUUUACAUUCACGAACUCCGCCUAUAAUACACAGAGAUCUGAAGUGCGACAACAUCUUCAUCACCGGCACGACGGGCAGCGUCAAGAUCGGGGACCUCGGCCUCGCCACGCUCAAGAAUAGGAGCUUCGCCAAGUCUGUCAUCGGUACGCCCGAGUUCAUGGCGCCGGAGAUGUACGAGGAGCACUACGACGAGUCCGUGGACGUGUACGCGUUCGGCAUGUGCAUGCUGGAGAUGGCCACCGGCGAGUACCCCUACAGCGAGUGCAACAGCCCCGCGCAGAUCUACAAGAAGGUCGUCUCGGGCGUGAAGCCUCAGAGUUUGGAGAAGGUCACCAUCCCCGAGGUGAGGGAGAUCAUCGAGUCGUGCAUAAAGCCGAAUAAAGUUGAUCGGCCAAAAGUGAAAGAUCUGCUAAACCACGAGUUCUUCGGCGAAGACAUUGGACUUAGAUUGGAGAUAGUCGACCGAGACCUGGUCACGUCCUCGGACGUAACCAAAAUACAGUUCCGUCUCAAGAUCAUCGACCCCAAAAAACGGUCGUACACGCACAAAGAGAACGAAGCGAUACAGUUUGAGUUCGACGUGGAGCACGACGACUGCGAGGAGGUGGCCAACGAGAUGGCCAAGACCGGCCUCAUCAUGGAGGAGGACACCAGAAUCGUCUCCAAGCUGCUGAAAUCGCAACUCAUCAGCUUAAAUCGUGAACGGACCGAGAAGAAAGCUCAACUUUUGUUCAACCAAGAAGUCAUGAUCGAACAGAAUCGACAACAACAGAUGUUUGAGCAACAACUUCGACAGAUGAAGAUGAUGCAGAAUCAGCAGCCUGGGCCCGUUGAACAAGUGAAGAGUGGCCUGCUGAACGGAGUGGGGCCCGCGCCUCUAGCAGCCGUCCAGCUAGGCCAACAAUCCCAACUCCUGCAGGCUCAGCAGCAACUGCUUCAGCAACAGUUCCACCAGCUGAACAACGAGGAGACCGCCAUGAAGCUACUGCAGCACAACCUGAUGCAGGCCAGGAUGUCGCCGUCAGAACAGCAUCUGCAGCAUGCGCUGCUCGAGCAUAAGCUGAAACAGCAAGCCCUAAUGGAGCAGAAUCUCUUAAACCAGCACAUGCUGGAACAAACCGUCCAAGGUCAGGUGUUGAUGGAACAACAAACCCAGCAGAUCCUCGAACCGACAGUUUCGCAGAAUCAGAUUCAACCGAACCUCCUCAACCAGCAGCUGACCGCCGAGAUCAACAACCAGAGUCAAGUCUUACAGCAGCAGAUUAUCCAGCGGCAACAGAACAUCAUUGCUCAGCAGGCAGCCGCCAUCCAGCAGAAGCAGUUUGAAGAACAACUGACAACACAGGAGCACAUCAUGAACGCUCCCCAGUCCGUCGUCAACAAUCAGAUCCUAGAUCCCUCCUUGCAGAACUUACAGAAUAUUUUAGCUCAAAUCAUUCAUAGACCAGAAACGUUGCAAACAAGAAAGGAGUCUGAAUCUGAAACCCAACCCCAAACUCAAGCGCAGACCGCGGUGCCACCCAUGCAAACAGAAAACGAACAACUUCAGGAGCAAGAGCUGAAACAGAAGAUGCAAAACUUGAUAGGGAUGCAGAUGCAGCAACAAAACGUAUCCAUACAGCAGAACCAACAAUACGUUCAGCCGAUGUUGACGGCCGUGGAUCCUGCUAUAUUCGCACAGCAGCAGCAAGUGGAACAAGCCCAGCAGCAAGUCGCGCAAGUGCAGCAGCAACUCAAUAUGCAGAAGCAAAUGCUGGCGCAACAACAGUAUGCGUUGCAACAGCAAAUGCUUAACCAACAGCACCUGUAUAUCCCCGGACAGACGCUCUCCCCGCAGCACUUGAGAACGUUGCAGCAGCAGUAUUUGGCUCAACAAGAGUGGCAGAUGCAGGCGCAACAGAAGUACAUAGACCCGCAGAAUAUUGCGUAUUUGGCCCAGAAACAACAACUAAUCGGUCAGCAACAACAGAAGAUGGAGGAGAUGUUGCGAGCCCAACGGCCCAUGUACCAGAGACAAGCGUCAGAGCAGAGCCAGAUCAGUUCCACCACAGACGUACACGACCAGCAGAUGAUGAUGCAGGACUAUCAGAAGCCAGCCCUACAGCAACAAGUGUCAGUCGAUCAGCUACAGUACCAACAUCAGUAUUUGGAUCUGCAGAAACAGACUCUUCAGUCUGAGGACCCCUACCACCAUAAAGUGCAUCAGAUGCAGGGGCAGUCUCUUCCUCACAAUUUGCAAAUGGCGCAGAACUUCAACGUUGUCCAACAGGACAGGCAGAUAUCUAGUCACGAGGGAACGCCCGUGCAGAACUAUACUUCGAAUCCCCUGCAGAUGUACCAGCAACAAAACCAGCAGAUGCAGAUGAUGCAGUCGUCUAUUCCGUCCUCAAUGGCGCAGACCAUGCAAGAUAAUGUGCAGAAAAUGAGCGUCGCACAAAGUAUUCCUCAACAAAUGACCCAGCCCAUGCACACGCAGUCCGUGCCUCAACCGGUCCAGUCGAUGCCUCAGCCCGUGCAAGCGUUGCCUCAACCGAACCAACCCAUACAGCAUUCCAUCUCGCAGCCUGUUCAGUCGCUCCCGCAGUCCACACAGGGGAUGCCGACGAUGCAGCCCGCAUCCAUGGCUCAGACUAUGCCAAUCCAAUCCAUGCCUCCGCCCAUGCACUCAGUUCCGCAGACCAUGCAAACUGUCCAACAACCCGCUCAGGUUCUGCCUCAAAACGCUACGAUCUCCCAACCUUUGUCGCAGCCGCAGCAGGUUCCAUCCAUCCCGCAGUCCCAGGCCAUCCCGCCAACGCAACUCAUCAGUCAGCCGAUACAGUCGAUACCGGCAGCCCAGUCGCACCCGACUCCGGCGCAUCCCCAGCCGAUCCCAUCCCAUCCCGCGCCGCAUGAGUCGGUCCCCCAGAGGUUGAACUUGGAAGAGACCGGCUUCCACGUGAACGGUGGUCAAAAGGAGCAGUUCCUAACUCCAAUGACGGACGUACCCUCCAGCAGUGUACCCGCAGAUGCAGUCAGACAGUCAGAGUUGGGUUCCGUUGAUGAGAAACAAGCUGACACACCAGCCGAAGGCACAGCCAUUUCAUCGCCGGUAACCAACGAGAAGAAAUCUCGCGGCUCGAAGAAGCGUUCCCGGGAGAAGGACAAGCUCCCGAAGCUGACGGUGCUGGAGGUGAACGAGGCCGGGACCGGGGUGGAGUGCCAGCUCGAGUCCAAGUCCAAGACCGUCACGUUCAAGUUCGACGUCACCGACGUCAACCCGGAGGAGAUCGCCAGCAAUCUCGUGUCGAACAACCUGCUCCCGGAGUGGCAGAGCGCGACGUUCAUGGAGCUCAUCCGCGACAUCGUGCGGCAGCUCAUCGCCGACCCCGCCGCCACGCCCGUGCUCAGCCACGCGCACCACUCCGCGCUGCGACUCAACAUCGAUAAGACUGAUUACGAUUCAGAAACGACUGAGCGAGAAGAGAACCUGACGGACUCGAACCAGGACAACUCGGAGUGCACCACGCCGACCGCGAGCCACGACAACAUCGCCGCGGAACUGGCGUACGAUCCUCCCGAACAGAAGACUGAAACCCAAGCGGAACCGCGGGCUGAACCCGCGCCCGAACGAGUCGAUACUCUCGCCAGGAAGAUCAGCACCGCCUCGUCUAUAGGCUCCAACCAGUCGGACGGCGGAUCGACGGCUCCUGAACGGUCCGGCAGUACUGAGUCCCAGAGCAGCGACCGGAAACCGUUCAAACCCACAAGGAAGAUAUCCAGAUUUCUAGUCAGUCCAGUAGUGGACCGCGGGGAGAAUCUACCCGAGGAGAAGACUGUGAUACCGGAGCCUGAGAGACUUCAGGAUCUAGCCAAAGAACUGAGGGAGGUGCAGGUCAACGGCCUGCCAGAGACACAAGUUCCUACCUACCAGCCCGAGAGGGUCGAGCCAGUACCGGAACCAGUUACUAGCAUACCGAUGUCGGUACCGGUAUCCAGCGUGCCCAUCCAGAAUGUCAUCAACCCGAUGAUGCUGCAGCCCAAUUUGACGACGCCCCUGCAGAUUGCAACGGACAGUCCUCUGCUUGGUCUAAGUCAAGCGGGCACGCCCAUGGGCAACGACCUCGGCCUUAAUGUUCUUGGAACCGGCCUGGUCGACCCCGCGAGGGCACCGGCCCCCCAGAACAUAAUCCCAACACCCGGGGUCGCUGACACCAUGCCUAAUGCUGAGAACAUACAUAGGAUGUUGCUCAAACAGAAUAUUAUGAAUCAGCAACAGAAUUUGUCCGGUCCGAAUCUCUUGGGACUUCUCAAUCAGCCCACCUUCCCGCAGCCAGACCUGGGCCUCCACAGCACCAUACUCAAUAACAAUCCACCCGCGCCCGGCGUGGUGGGCGGCGUGCUGGGCCCGCAGUACCCGCAGCAGUACUACCCGCCCAUGCUGGCCACAGCCAACGAUCUCCUAGCUCAGCAACAAGUCCUGCAGACGUCGGUCAGUGGACAGCUGGGCGGGCCGCUGCUGGGCUUGGGACUUCCUCUCCAGCAUCAGAACAUCGGCCUGGCCCACAACUUGGCGCUCAACCAGAAUCUAAUGGGGCAGAAUCUUACGCACAAUUUGGGUUUAGCUGGGCAGAACUUGUCGCUAGGCGGGCAGACCCUCAUGGGCGGGCAGAAGCUGGGCGUGGGCGGACUGGUCGGACAGAAUCUCUCACAGCUCGUCGCGCACCGAGCUGUCUCGCUCGCCAGGAGGCCCGUCGACAUCGAUAUAGGCAUGAACAACGUAAACUCUACGGGCUCGUCGCAGCCGAGCACGCCCAACAAGAGUCACUCGUACAACGACUACAUGAUCUCCCUGCAACACAAGUUGGCCUCUAUAUCGAACAGCGGUCCUGUAUCUCCCGGCUCUCCGCUCGAGUACAGUCCAGCGUUGUCGCCGACGCAUCGACAGCACACGCAUCAUUUGGCUAAGUCUGACGUAGAGGCGAGCGAGGUGCACAAGUCCCGCCACGUGUCGCAGCUAGCGGAGCUGGACCACGAGCUCAGCAAGAUCAGCCUCCACUACAAGCACGCGCCGCCCAAGGCCGUGUUCAUACAGCACAGCGCCGAGGAGCACGACCUGCUGUCCAGCGACACCGACACGCCCGUCAACGCUUACGAAGGCGAGGUGGGGGGCGCGGGGCGGUUCGUGGUUUCGCGCGCGGCGCCGUGCGCGGGCUACUCGCUGUGCAGGCUGCUGCAGCACGCAGAAAAAGAGAGCGGCGAGGCGGGGUCCGGCGGCGAGGAGACGGAGGGCGGGGAGGGGGCCGACAGCGGGGAGGGGGCGGAGGGCGGCGAGGAGGGGCCCGACACGUACGUCAUCACGCCGCGCCGGGGACCCACCUACCUGCUGGACGACGCGCUGGGGGGCGCGCUCGUCGCCAUCAUCGACCCCACGCCGCACACGCCGGAGAGUCCAAAGACCGUCGGCGCGGAGAGCACGGAGGGCGCCGGCGGGUACCUGGUGCUGGGCGACGCGGCGUGCGUGGUGCUGGAGCCGCGGCUGCCGCUGCUGCAGCACGACGGGUUCUCCGCCUACCACGAGCCCGAGCCGCGCGUCCCCGCGCCACCACCAAGUGCGGAGUUGGUGUCGUGCUCGGAGGAGCUGUCCCGGUGGAGGGGGGCGACGGCGGGGCCGGGGGGGCGGGUGCUGGCGGGCGGCCUGCUCGCGCACGUGCUGCUCGACGAGACGCUCACCGACAAAGCGCUGUGCCGGCAGAUGGUGCUGCUAUCGGUGGAGGCGGCGCAGUUAUGACAUGCCUAGCGAUUCACCUUGUACCUUAUACUAUAUAUUUAUUGUACGUGUAAUAUAAUGCUAUAUAUCAUUACUCGUAAAUUAAAUAUUCACAUGUGAUA